This is a messenger RNA of Peronospora matthiolae, 1653 nucleotides long. Lineage: Eukaryota; Oomycota; Peronosporomycetes; Peronosporales; Peronosporaceae. The record is from the annotation of a GenBank genome assembly.
AUGCUGCUGCUGCUGCUGGGCAUGUUCUGGACUCUUUGUCUAGUUCUGUCCCCCUUCAGCGGUGUUUUAUCCGCGCCAUCAACCGCGCGAUGCUUCCCGUCCAGCUUCCUCUUUGGUGCUACGCUUGACAAGUAUAACGUCUCCAGCCACGGAUCCAGUACCCAGUUCACCAACGAGUUUGGCUGCUUCCCUCUUGACGUCACGAAGGACGAUUUGAUCCAGAGAUUUAGCCAAGAAGGGCACCUCAUGAGUGACUUGGGGCUCUCGUCCGUGCAAUUUUCCAUCUCAUGGACGCGGGUUAUGCGCUGGAAUGCAGCAACUGGACGAAUGGAGCGGAACCCUCAAGGACUUGCACUCUAUCGGGUGCUACUUGACGACCUUCGAGCUCGAGGACUCGAGCCGAUCGUCACGCUCUACGAGUCGACGCUUCCUUCAGCAUUGCAGACAAGUCUAGCGGAGCCAAGUGGCUGGCUUAAUCCAGCUAUUGUGGCACACUUUGGAGACUUUGCACAGCUCGUGUUUGAAGAGUUUGGACGGCACGUCAAGUACUGGGCGACAUUCAACGAGCCAUGGACGUUAAUCAAGAAUGGAGACUACAGCUACGAGAACUUGUCCAAUGGGGUCAACUCGUCAUUAACGGAUGCGAACGAGGUGGUGGUUCACCACGUGCUGCUGGCACAUGCAAGAGCGGUGGCGAGUUUCCGUGACCUGAAGCGAGGAAACUCGAGUGGUGUUGCAGCUGGUGCUCGCAUUGGCAUGAUACUGAAUGCCGAACGGGGUUACCCAGUCGAUGAGCCUACGAUCCCAUUCAGUCUCGAUUGGUUCUUGACGCCAUUGGUGACUGGAGACUACUCGAAGAGUAUGCGUAGACGUGCAGGUGAUCGACAAUUGCCACGGUUUAGUUCGGAAGAAGCGGCACUAGUUAAGGGAUCCUACGAUGUGAUGAUGUUCAAUGGGUUCAACUUGCAACGAGGACGUGCUGGUGAGCAAGAAAUUGACGAUACGCGAGCGAGCAGUGGUGCAAGUCUAUCUUCUACAACCAGCACAAAGUUUUUGGACCUAGAUGGUCACCUUGAUGACUACUUCAAUACCAUCAAGUGGCUGCAUGAGAAGGAUCCGUUGAUGGAGAUUUUGCUGACUGACAACGGAUCGUGUGCAAGUGGCGAGUCCAGUACAUUGGAUCAAUUGCAUUUGUUCCAAUCUCUAGUGGAACGGGUGUACAAAGCUACCGUGGAAGACGAUAUCCCUAUCAUUGGGUUCCCUGCAUGGUCAUUUGCAGCUAUCAACGAUCGGGACGCUUGCAAACUCCACUCCACUUCUUUGUCGACAAAGGGACUUCAUCACGUUCCAUGUCCAGCAGCAAGAUGGUUCGCGCAUCUUUUCACGACCAAGUGCCUGGAUGGAUGGGAGAACGAAACCAUGGCGAUGGAUUUCUCCAUUGAAGAGAAAGAAGCAUCGGACGGGAAUGUGCAAGACUUGGAGAGCGAUGGCAAAGAUGUGGUUGUCCCGUUAUCGCUGGGGGAAGUGGCGGUUUUGAUUGUGAUUGGGGUGGUCGUUUUGGUUGUCAUCAGCUGCGAAGUAAUGCGUGAACUUCACUUGAGCAGUCAAGGACUUCCCGAGGAGCUGCAGGUUCUCAUUACAAUCGAAGAUUGA